Limanda limanda (common dab) is the source of this 369-nucleotide messenger RNA. RefSeq names its product tripartite motif-containing protein 29-like. The record is from RefSeq and is a predicted model, not a curated record. The transcript has a single exon. Gene Ontology annotation, molecular function: zinc ion binding. The annotation marks the transcript as partial. NCBI's taxonomy places the organism in Eukaryota, Metazoa, Chordata, Actinopteri, Pleuronectiformes, Pleuronectidae.
AUGUUAGCUGAUUUACUGGAGGAGCUGAAGAAGACUGGACUCCAAGCUGCUCCUGCUGAUCACUGCUAUGCUGGACCUGAAGAUGUGGCCUGUGAUGUCUGCACUGGGAGAAGACUGAAAGCUCUCAAGUCCUGUUUGGUUUGUUUGGACUCUUAUUGUGAAAAACACCUCCAGCAUCAUCUUCAGUCAGCUCCAUUGAAGAAGCACAAGCUUGUGGAGCCCUCGGAGAAGCUCCAGGAGAACAUCUGCCCUCAUCACGACGAGGUGAUGGAGAUGUUCUGCCGCACUGAUCAGCUGUAUAUCUGUUAUCUCUGCUGUGUGGACGAACAUCAAGACCACGACACAGUGUCAGCUGCAGCAGAAAGGACU